This is a messenger RNA of Dinoponera quadriceps, 444 nucleotides long. RefSeq names its product histone-lysine N-methyltransferase SETMAR-like. Gene Ontology annotation, molecular function: nucleic acid binding. NCBI's taxonomy places the organism in Eukaryota, Metazoa, Arthropoda, Insecta, Hymenoptera, Formicidae. The record is from RefSeq and is a predicted model, not a curated record. The transcript has a single exon. The coding region runs from base 1 to 444 and encodes 147 amino acids.
AUGAGGGGCACCGACGUCGCCCAAAGACCAGUGACAGAGGAGAAUAUUCGCCUGGUUGGCAGCCUUAUCGAGAGUGACUGUCGAUUAACGGUGGCUGAAAUUGCUUCUGAGGUCGGAAUAAGCUUCGGCAGUGCUCAAGCAAUCAUUACUGAUGACCUUGGGUUUGGAAAAGUGUCCGCUACAUGGGUCCCUCGUCUUCUCACCGAAAAUCAGAAACGGUACCGUUUGGAGGUAUGCAAACGGCUAUUGACACGCUAUCAGGCCGAAGGGGAAGCUUUUUUGCACCGAAUUGUGACUUGCGACGAAACUUGGGUGCACCACUACACCCCGGAAUCCAAAGAAGCCAGUAUGGAAUGGCGAAAGAAAAGUGAAUCUGCAUUCGUCAAGGCCAAAACUCAGUUCUUAGCUGGAAAAGUUCUUGCAACUGUAUUUUGUUUACUUUAA